Molecule: messenger RNA, 1359 nt
Organism: Cryptomeria japonica (Japanese cedar)
Lineage: Eukaryota; Viridiplantae; Streptophyta; Pinopsida; Cupressales; Cupressaceae
Product: replication protein A 70 kDa DNA-binding subunit C-like
Exons: 4
Coding region: 1-1359 (452 amino acids)
Biological process (GO): DNA replication
Cellular component (GO): nucleus
Molecular function (GO): DNA binding
Source: RefSeq, a predicted model, not a curated record
AUGGCCUUGGUAGAAGGAAUUCCUAUGCAUCUUUGGACUGGGGCUAUAGGUUUGUGUAUGGAUGUGGAGCAGGAGAAAGGGAAUGUCCCAGACAUCUUGUGGGAGGAUGGGAGGCAGGUUCCCGAGGGGCCUUCUAGUGGUAUUGUCCCUUUGGCACCAAAUUUUUCUAUGGAUGUAGUUGAUGAUACCAUUUUGGCUGACUUGGCUAAGGAGGCAAAAACCCAAGAGUAUGCCCCUACCCCUUUUGCAAUUCAAUCUAUCAAUGCUGGGGAUGACCUUCCUUCAACAUUGCUACAAGUUUUGUCAUUUCAGAAAAUGCAAAACAACACAGAUGAUACUGAAAGACAUAAAUUAGUGUUAUCUGAUGGCACAUACAUGCAGUUGGCAGUCUUGCCUUCUAAAUAUGAUACUCUGAUAGAUUCAGAUAUUCUAAAAAUAGGCACAAUAGUCCAGUUAUCGAGUUAUACAUGCCGAUACAUAUGGAACACAAGGACUAUUGUAAUACUUAGUCUGGAAGUGAAACAAAGUGAUUGCCCAUUCUUUGGUAAACCAAAUAAAUGGACAAUCAAAGGGAGAGUUACUCAUAAACGCCCUAUUAAGACAUAUAGCACAGCCACAAAAAAUGGCCAUGUGUUUAGCUUUGACAUUGUUGACUGUGAGAGCUGUGAAAUUAGAGUCACAUGCUUUGAUGAAAUAGCUCAGUUACACUCUAACCGUGUGGACGAAGGUUCACAUUAUAUUAUCUCAAAGGGAUCCAUUAAGGAGGCAAAUGCGAGGUACAACAAACUAAAUAGUCAUUUAGAAAUCAUCUUGUUUGAUGCAUCCAGACUAAAAUGUUGUAGCAACAAAGAACAAGCAGAUCAACAACGUCCUCUUUUCACGCCCAUUAGUGAAUUGUUUCAUCUAACAAAUAACACGUUGGUUGACAUAAUUGGCCUUGUUUUAUACGUUGGAGAUAUCAUUCCAAUACACAGGAAUGAUGGCAGUCAAAUAUUGAAACGUGUUGUGAAAAUUAAUGAUCUAUCUAGUUCAACAAUUGACAUCAACCUAUGGGGUCCAAUGGCAGAACAAAAAGGCCUAGAAUUGAAAAAUAUGUUAACCAAUGAUAGUGUGGUUAUCCUUGCUUUGUGUAAUGCUCAUGUUGGCUAUUUCAAUGGGAAGUUUAUAAACAUAAUAGCUGCAACCACAUUACAUAUCAACCCAACUUUUCCAGAAGCAGAACCUCUAACAUUAAGAGGAAAGGAGCCUUUGCUUAUUGUACCCUUUAUUGCAGAAACUAUCCACAUAGAUGGGAAAUAUACUAGAAUGACUAUUUCUUCAAUCUGUGAGAGGAUGAGUAUCAAACCAGAAACAAUUUAG